AUGAGCCAGGAAUACUACAAAGGCAAGGGGAAGUCGGGGGAGUCAUCAAAUUCGAGGAUUCCACACCCAGGUCGCCCGCAGUACAUGACGGUUGGAUCCGGAUCAACAUCAGAGAGCGCCUCCCGACUCCAAGCUCUCCUCAACGAUGAAGAUUCAGGAUAUGGCGGAAGUGUUGCAGAUGGCGGUUCAGGAUGGAAUCCAGCGAUGGCUGAAGACAGGCCUACGCCUUCCCAUUCUCCCUUACCAUUGUCGAUGCAAGACAGUGAGACUGCCGACAAUGACAGACGGAUGCUGGCAAAUUCCAUACACCAAUUACGUUACAACAAACACCGCGCAGAACUUGGAAGAUCGAUAAACACAGUGGUGGAGAUGUUGAAGUCCUUGCAGGAGAAGAAUGCCGAAUGGCCUGCUACAUAUCCAUCAGUUCAGCGUGCCGAGGCGAACACGCCACAGAGACAAGACCGACCAGGCUUGGUGCACACGCAGUCUAAUGCUAUCGGAGCUUCUGUUAUAUCUCCACCUCGACCUGGAGGAAUGCGGCGGGCUCAGACGUCGAUCGGUGAAGAUAGCACGGAUGCCGAAUCGAGUAGGGCAGGAGAACAAAGGACGACACCGGAACCUCGAUUGAUCACACCACAAAUUGCUCAAGAGUUUUCGAUAUUGAAAUUAGAUCUUAAGCUUGGUGCGCUACAUCAGACGGAGUUGGUGCAUUCUUUGGAGAAGAGCUCAAUAGCAUCACUUCUGGACGGCAAGAUCAGUACAAGCAUCAAGCAUUUAUUGUCACUCCGAGAACGAAUAGAGGAUACCUCGAGCAAGGUGCUGGUCACUGGAGAUUUGAACGCAGGAAAGUCGACAUUUUGUAAUGCCCUUUUACGGCGGAAAAUUUUACCCGAGGACCAACAACCAUGUACAAGCAUUUUCUGCGAAGUACUGGACUCGAGAGAAAAUGGAGGCGUGGAAGAAGUGCAUGCGGUUCAUAAGGAUACAACAUACAACAGACACGAUGAGAGCACAUAUGACGUGUAUUCCCUGGACGACUUGGAGAAGCUUGUGGCCGACAAUGAUACAUACACUCAGUGCAAGAUAUAUCUGAGAGACGCACGAUCAGUCGAGGAGUCUUUGCUCAACAACGGAAUCGUCGAUAUCUCGAUAAUUGAUGCGCCCGGUCUCAAUUCUGACACGACAAAAACAACAGCUGUGUUUGCCAGACAAGAAGAGAUCGACGUAGUUGUGUUUAUCGUCUCGGCAGCGAAUCACUUUACCCAGACGGCGAAAGAGUUCAUUUGGGCAGCAGCAGCAGAAAAGGCCUACAUUUUUAUUGUGGUCAAUGGCUACGACAAUAUCAAGGACAAAGAUCGGUGUCAGAAGAUGAUCCUAGAUCAAGUUCAUAACCUCAGCCCUCGGACGUUCAAGGAGUCCUCAGAGCUAGUUCACUUUGUAUCCAGUAACGCUAUUCCUACGGGCCCACCUGGACCCCCAGGAGGUAACGGAGGAGGUGGAAGCGGGAGUUCGAGCGGCGGUGGUGGAGGAGAUGAUCCUGACUUUGAUGAUUCAGAUCCGAAAGGGAAGGGCAAGGGCAAGGAGCAGAAGGAGAAAGUCCGAGAUUUCGAGACUCUAGAACAGUCUCUAAGACGGUUCGUCCUGGAAAAACGUGCCCGCUCCAAAUUGGCACCCGCCAAAACCUAUCUCCUCAACGUACUUAACGACGUCCAAACUCUAGCAACGGUCAACCAGGAGGUCGCUCAAUCAGAAUUAGACCGUGUAACGAAGGAGCUGCACGAUUUAGAACCCGUUCUCGAAGCUUCCAAGAAGGCAAAGGCGGAGGUCAGCGAUGACAUUGACAGAACGAUUGAGGCAUCGUGCAAAGAUAUUUAUGAUCACACUCGGAGAACUCUCACAUCAACGAUUGCCCAGGCCGCAGAAGAGGAUCUCGGUGUACCAUAUCCGGGCUUGUUCAACGCCUUCCAAUACGCGGAUGAAAUCAAGGAAGCUAUGCUUUCUCAGAUCGCAGCAUCUGUCACAACUUGCGAAGAACAUGCUCGACGCAAGACAGUUGAAGGUGUAAGCUCGAUCAAGCAACUCGGCUUAUUACAUCUUGGCGACGAGUACACAGACUUGAGCUUCAGAAGCGAUGUCAUGUUCCGUCGGAAACGAGAUAUUCUCGCCAAGCAGGUCGACAUCGAGACUGAACUAUGGGAUUUCUUCGAUUGGUCAACCCUUCUCCAAAGACAAGAGAAGAUGGCUGGAACAGGAAUGGCAUUGACUGUCGUGACCGCUGUCGGUGGACGUAUGGUUGGUGGCUUCGGUUGGGUAGAUGGGGCACUAGGAGCUGCAAAAGUAGUAGGAAAUAACAACCUCCGUCGCCUCAUCAUCCCCGGCACCGUUGCAGCUACCCUCGCAGCAGCCUACUACAUCCUCUCCCAAAUUCCCACCUCCCUCCCGCACCGCCUCUCCACCAAAAUCGCCACGCAACUCCAGCAAAUCGACUACGUCCACUCAAAUUCGGACCGCAUAUCCUCCUCCGUACGCAAAGUGCUCCGUUUCCCCGCCGACAACCUCCGCGUCGGCCUGCAACGCAGCGUCGAGAAACUCGGCUCGAAACGCGAGGAAACGCGGAAAAUCAGAGGCGAGAGCGAGGUCGCGCGCAAGUAUUUCGGCAAUUUGGUUAAUGAAAGUGGACGCGUUAAGCAUGGUGUUGAGGGCGUGGAUUUAGAGGGCCCGGCGCCGGGCGUGGCAGGUGCCUAUGAUCCCUGA
Lachnellula hyalina is the source of this 2754-nucleotide messenger RNA. It is a transcript of the gene fzo1, whose product is annotated as Transmembrane GTPase. NCBI's taxonomy places the organism in Eukaryota, Fungi, Ascomycota, Leotiomycetes, Helotiales, Lachnaceae. Gene Ontology annotation, cellular component: mitochondrial outer membrane. Gene Ontology annotation, biological process: mitochondrial fusion. Gene Ontology annotation, molecular function: GTP binding; GTPase activity. The record is from RefSeq and is a predicted model, not a curated record. The transcript has 2 exons. Bases 1 to 2754 code for a protein of 917 amino acids.